This is a messenger RNA of Prunus avium (sweet cherry), 1990 nucleotides long. Its product is annotated as NOL1/NOP2/sun family protein / antitermination NusB domain-containing protein. Gene Ontology annotation, biological process: regulation of DNA-templated transcription; RNA methylation; rRNA processing. Lineage: Eukaryota; Viridiplantae; Streptophyta; Magnoliopsida; Rosales; Rosaceae. The record is from RefSeq and is a predicted model, not a curated record. Gene Ontology annotation, molecular function: RNA binding; rRNA methyltransferase activity.
AAGAGGGGGAAGGAGAGGGAGUUCAGAGACAUAGCACACAACACCAUGGCACACGUGCUCUCUCUCCGUGUGCUUCUCUCUGCGGAGACCAACAAAAGUUCUUUUUCUUCUAAGUCCCUGAAGUUGGAUAAGAGAACAAAGACAUCCAUUUCUGCUCCUAGGAAAGGUAAUUUGAAUCCCUCACACAAAACCCAGAAGGUGAAUUUGGAGAUUUCUCCUCACAGAGCUGUUUCUGCAGUGAGAUUGAUGAGAAUAGAGAUGGGAGGUGCUUUUGCUGAUCUUCUCAAUGAGAAAGGCAAGGGUUCUGGUGCAAAUGAGAUGGGAUAUGUAGGAAGAACUCUUGGGUUUCGCACACGGGAUUUAGAGGAUCGUGAUCUUAGAUUGGUCACUGAUAUUGUUGGAGGUACAAUCCGCUGGAAGAGAUAUCUUGAUCAUUUGAUUAGUUCACUGUGUCAUGAUGCAAACACAUUUACCAGGAUGGAACCACUUCUUUUGCAGAUUCUCCGGAUUGGUUUCUAUGAGAUAAUUAAGCUGGAAAUGCCACCAUAUGCUGUUGUAGAUGAGAAUGUGAGGCUUGCAAAAGUUGCCCUUAGACAUGGUGCUGGCAACAUGGUCAAUGCAAUUCUCCGGAAGCUUGUUCUUCAUAUGGAAAAUAGCUCUCUUCCUCUACCCAAAUUGGAGGGUGAUGAUCGCACACAAGCACGUGCUCUUGCCACUCUGCACUCUCAUCCAGUUUGGAUGGUAAGGCGGUGGACAAAGCAUCUUGGACAAGAAGAAGCAAUUAGAUUAAUGAUGUGGAAUAACAGCGAUCCUAGUUUCAGCUUAAGGGCAAACAGUGGGAAAGGUGUUUCAAGAGCUGACCUUGUGACGAAGCUUGAUGUGUUAAAGGUUCCGCACGAGCUCUCUUUUUAUUUGAAUGAUUUUGUCCGUAUGAAAACAGGGUUGCAGAUGGUCAUACAAGCUGGUCUAUUGAAAGAAGGUUUAUGCUCAGUUCAGGAUGAGAGUGCAGGUCUGGUAGUUUCUGUUGUAGAUCCUCAACCGGGUGAAAGCAUUGUUGAUUGUUGUGCUGCUCCUGGAGGAAAGACUCUUUACAUGGCAUCCCUUUUGAGUGGCCAAGGUAUGGUACAUGCAGUUGACAUAAAUGAAGGCCGGUUGAGAAUCCUCAAAGAGACGGCUAAGUUGCACCAAGUAGAUGGUGUCAUCACCACUAUCCAUGCAGAUAUCCGUACUUUUUCUGACAAUAAUACUAUGAAGUGUGAUAGAGUUCUGUUGGAUGCUCCAUGCUCUGGAUUGGGUGUUCUCUCCAAGAGAGCAGACUUGCGUUGGAACAGGAAAUUAGAGGAUAUGGAGCAGCUUAAGAAUUUGCAGGAUGAGCUCCUUGAUGCAGCUUCCCUAUUGGUCAAGCCUGGUGGAGUUUUAGUAUACAGUACCUGCUCUAUAGAUCCAGAAGAGAAUGAAGAGAGGAUAGCUGCAUUUCUUCUCAGGCAUCCAGAUUUUUGCAUAGAUCCUAUUGGCAGAUAUGUACCACCUGAUUUUGUAACCGAGCAUGGUUUCUAUUUCUCCAAUCCUGUAAAGCAUUUCCUUGACGGGGCAUUUGCUGCUCGUUUAAGCCGAGCUAUAUAACUGUUUAUUUGAGACAAUUUCCUUUGAACAAGAAACCCUGAGAACUUAAUUUGUGUUCUUCAUUUUCCUGAGCUGGGGUCAGGUUCUGGAAAUAUGUUCAAACAAGUUUUACAUAUCUUUGGGGCAAGUUGCAACCGGGGGAGUAAAAUACUGUUGCCGGGGAAAAGAACUGAAUCAGCCACUAUAAGAUCUGUGGGCACAGCAAAGGUCAUUUGCAUGGAGGAUAACCUUCAUAUAUGCUAGGGGGCUGGGUUUCACUGAUUCUGAAUUUGGGUGAUGACAUAUGAGAACUGCAGCUGCUAGAGAGCUCAACCAAAUGAUGAGAUGAGGAUUCAAAUAUUGGCUGUGCAGGAGGCAGUGUGGAAAA